This is a messenger RNA of Coccomyxa subellipsoidea C-169, 1062 nucleotides long. RefSeq lists its product as hypothetical. The transcript has 4 exons. Gene Ontology annotation, biological process: mannosyl-inositol phosphorylceramide biosynthetic process. The coding region runs from base 1 to 1062 and encodes 353 amino acids. Lineage: Eukaryota; Viridiplantae; Chlorophyta; Trebouxiophyceae; Coccomyxaceae. The record is from RefSeq and is a predicted model, not a curated record. Gene Ontology annotation, molecular function: mannosyltransferase activity.
AUGCAGCAGCAACAGCCGCAGCUGAGGGCAGCAGACAGCUCCUCAGCUCCAGCUGGCCGAUGUCGAGCCCUGCUGCCAGCCUUGCGGCGCAUGCUGCCAGCAUGUGCUGCACGACAACGGCGCGUGUGCCUGGUCGCCGGGGCCUGUCUUUGCCUGCUGCUGUUCUCUGUUCUGGCUCUGACUGCGCCCUGGUGGGGCACCUGGCUCCUGUGGCAGCCCAGCAGGACCUCCUACGUGACUGACAGCCUAGAUCCAGAUCGAGGUUGGCAGGGGAACAGCACAGCCGAAAGGGAACUGGUGGUGCCGCGCAUAAUCCAUCAGACAUGGAAGACGGAGGUCAUUCCAGAGAAGUGGGUGGCCGCGCGGCAGUCCUGCAUGGACAUGCACCCGGGCUAUGAGUUCCGGCUGUGGACAGAUGACAGCGCGCAUGAGGUGCUGGCCAAGGAGAUGCCGCAGCUGCUGCCCACCUAUGACUCUUACAUCUACAACAUCGAGCGUGCAGAUGCCAUACGGUACGCUCUUCUGUAUCUGUACGGCGGAUUCUACAUGGACCUGGACAUCGAGUGCCGGCGGCCGCUGGACUUCCUGCGCGCAUACCCAUUCGUCAUGCCGCAGACGCGGCCGGUCGGCUUCUCCAACGACUUCCUCGCAGCCGCCCCCGGCCACCCCUUUGUGGCCCAGCUGCUCGCGGCUCUGCCCCGCUGGAAUCUCUGGCUGCUGUCCAAGUACCCCACCGUCAUGUUCUCAACGGGGCCCAUGUUUGUCACGCUGCAAGCGUCCUUGUAUCGGUCGCGGCGCUCGCUCUGGGUGCUGCCGGACCGGCUAUAUGGGAAGUACGUCCCGGCCGGGGACUCGCUAUUCGUGCACCUGUUCGGCAGCAGCUGGCAUGGGGAUGAUGCCAAGAGCGCGCUGUGGCUGGUGCAUCACCCUCUUUUGCUGCUGGGGGCCGGUGUGCUGUCUGCUGUGGCGUGCGCGCUCUACCUCUGGCGAAGGUCCUGCACGCUGCUGGGUGCCGGGCAGGCCCAGAGUGACUUGGAGAGCGCAGCGCUGAAGAUGUGCUGA